AAACCCUCCCACUGUUUCGAAGUUGCAUCUCCCUCCGGCCACUAUUUCGAAAUUGCAUCCAAGCGCUCCAAGCAGUGGCGCAGCUCCAUACUCUCUGCUCACACUACACACUGAACCCGAGUUAGAGAGAGAAACAGCAAUGGCGAACGAUGCAGACAUGAGCGGUUGGACAGACCUUCUUCACUCCUCCACCAAACUUCUCGAACAAGCCGCUCCUUCAGCACAGUUCCCCCCUCUCCAGAGGAAUUUGGAUCAAUUGGAAGCCUUGUCGAAGAAACUCAAGGCUAAAACCCUAAGAAAUGAAGCUCCUUCUCAGUCUAUUGCUGCUACCAGGCUAUUGGCUCGUGAGGGGAUUAAUGCAGAGCAACUUGCCAGGGAUUUGAAGUCUUUUGAACUGAAGACCACAUACGAGGAUGUUUUCCCAGCUGAAGCAACUACCGUUGAAGAAUUCCUCCAACAGGUACAUGAGAUGGCAAUGGUCUCAGCCAUCCAGGAAGCUCAGAAAGAUAAUCUGAGAAAUUUUAAUGAUUAUAUGAUGAAGGUUUUGGAGGAUGAUUGGCAAAAGGAGAAAAGGGAUUUUCUUCAAGGCUUGAGCCGUAUUUCAACCUUACCACGUUCAAAUACUGGUGAAGCAAGUAAUGCAAUUACUCGUUCAGGUCAAAUUGUAUCAGUAGCUUCUACGCCUCUUGCCCUUAGUGGUUCCUCCAAUAUGGAGAUUGUCCCUCAUACUAAUAAGCCCAUUGAGGAAAAAAAGGCUUCAGUAUAUGCUGAGGCCGUGAGGAGCCUCAACAGCUCAAGGGAGCGGGCUUUAUCAUUCAAACCUGCUACAGCUUUUAAGGUUGCUUUUGAAAGUUUGGCUUAUGAGCCAUAUGGGGGAAAAUCAGUCGGCAUGCAGAAAAUAUGGCACCUUGUGCAGACAUUGGUGGGUGAGGAUAUUAACUUUCAGCAAAAUAUUUCUAGGAAAAUGUUAUUGGUGAAUGGUGCAAGGCGGCAUCUGGAGUGGGGACAUACGAAGCAUAUAAUUGAAACAAUACAAAAUCAUCCUGUACAGGCUGCACUUGGGGGAUCAGUUGGUAAUCUACAAAGAAUACAUGCCUUUCUUCGGAUCCGUUUACAAGAUCAUGGAGUUCUAGAUUUUGACGCAGCUGAUGCCAGGAGGCAACCUCCUUUGGAUACAACUUGGCAACAGAUAUAUUUCUGUUUGAGAAGUGGGUAUUACGAUGAAGCGAAGAGUGUAGCUCAGUCAUCUCGUGUUUCUCUUCAAUUUGCUCCUCAGCUUUCAGAAUGGAUAUCUACUGGAGGGGUGGUAUCUGCAAAUACUGCUGCCGCUGCUUCUGAAGAAUGUGAGAAAAUGUUCAGAAUGGGUGAUCGUGGGGCUCGAGCAGUGUAUGACAGAAAGAAACUGUUACUUUAUGCCAUGGUUUCUGGAUCUCGCAAGCAGAUUGACCGCCUGCUUAGAGAGUUACCAAAUCUUUUCAACACCAUAGAGGACUUUCUAUGGUUUCAGUUGUGUGCCAUACGUGAGAAUUCUCAUGGACCCUCAUCCUCUGCACUGAAUGAGGGAUCUGUGCCUUACACCUUAGAGGAUCUACAGACGUACCUUAAUAAGUUUGAACCAUCAUAUUACACCAAGAGUGGAAAGGACCCUCUCAUGUACCCAUAUGUUUUGCUUUUAAGCAUUCAGUUGUUACCAGCUGUCAUCUACUUGUCGAAGGAAAUGGGUGAAGGGUUUAACAUUGAUGCAGUUCACAUAGCAAUUACAUUUGCGGAUCACGGGGUUUUUUCAGAAGGUGCUGCUUCAGGACAAAAGAUAGGAUUGAUGGAUGCUUUUGCUGAAGUAUCUAGCAUGAUUAGACAGUAUGGCUCUGCAUACUUAAGAAUUGGGAAUCUAUCAAUGGCACUGGAAUAUUUUGCACAAGCAGCUGCUGCAGUUGGAGGUGGCCAGUUGUCGUGGGUAGGAAGAGGUAGUUUAGAUCAGCAAAGGCAGAGGAGCUUGAUGCUGAAGCAGCUUCUUACAGAGUUGUUGUUACGUGAUAAUGGAAUCCAUCUCUUACUCGGACCUAGGGGAGCCGGAGAAGAAGCUGAACUAAGACGGUUUUUUACUGAUGCUGGUUCGAGGCAACAAUUUCUGCUUGAAGCAGCUCGGCAGUGCCAAGAAACUGGUUUGUAUGACAAAUCUGUAGAAAUUCAGAAGAGAGUCGGUGCAUUUGGAAUGGCUUUAGAUACAAUUAAUAAGUGCCUAUCUGAGGCAAUCUGCUCAUUAUCACGUGGAAAACUGGAUGGUGAUAGUCGGACAGCUGCGCUCAUCCAUUCUGGCAAUGAGAUAUUAGAGAUGUGCAAAUAUUAUCCUGAGAUCAGUGUGAAAGAUAGAGAGCAUGUCAUAGAACAAGAAACUGUGUUAAGACAACUUGAGGCGACACUGUCAAUUCAAGAGCAUGCACGACAGGGCCACCAUUUGGAUGCAUUACGGGAGAUAGCUAAGCUUCCUUUUCUACCACUGGAUCCACGUGCAACAGGGUUAAGCAUGGAUUCAUUCCAGAAUUUAUCUCCUUAUGUCCAGGCUUGUGUCCCUGACCUUCUAAGAGUUGCCUUAAGUUGUUUAGACAAUGUGACAGAUACUGAUGGAUCUCUCCGUGCUUUGAGAACAAAGAUUGCAAAUUUCCUAGCGAACAAUCUACAUCGAAACUGGCCUCAUGAUUUGUUUGAGAAAGUUGCAAGAAGCCUUUGAAGUAAAACAUAAGGGAAAGGUUGGCAGCUUGGACAGUGUUGCCAUGCUUACUUUUCAGUCAGGUGCUGGUGGCAAGCGGUCACCAUUCAUCUUGCACAUUUUGUACAAAUAUGAAGCAAGAAUUUCAUUUUUCCUUGGGUUUUGUUCCUCCCUUCCCGAAUGCAAAUGUUUAUAUAGAGUUUUUCUUUGGGUUUGUGUGUAUGUUUGUGAUAGUUUUAGCUUACAUCUUUGUCCUUUCAUGAGUAACUUAUUAACUUUGCUUAUAGCAGUUAGAAAAUAUUAACGAUAACUAGAAUACUAUUUAGCAAUAGUUUUUCAGCUAUGCUCCCCGAGUGUAUAAAUUCGUUGUACGGAAAAUAUGAUUGUCCUUGAUAUUAAGUUUCUGUUUCUUUAA
Molecule: messenger RNA, 3122 nt
Organism: Spinacia oleracea (spinach)
Lineage: Eukaryota; Viridiplantae; Streptophyta; Magnoliopsida; Caryophyllales; Amaranthaceae
Product: nuclear pore complex protein NUP93A
Exons: 15
Coding region: 140-2728 (862 amino acids)
Biological process (GO): poly(A)+ mRNA export from nucleus; protein import into nucleus
Cellular component (GO): nuclear pore
Molecular function (GO): structural constituent of nuclear pore
Source: RefSeq, a predicted model, not a curated record